AUGGCCCCGCACCGCUUGCUCGCAUCCCUCCUCAGCUCGGCUGCCCUGGCCCUGCUGCUCGGCCCGGCCUCCUCGCUUGCUGCUGCCGACUGCACGGGCGUCUCGGCCCUCAGCCCCAGCUGCUCCUCCAGCCAGGCCCAGCACGCAAGGGAUGUCUUCUAUGUCGGCGGUCGCUAUUAUGGGGAUGAUGCCACGGGGAGCCGCAUCACCGACCAGCUGUACGUCGAGAAGCUGACGCCGCCUGCUGUCACCCAGCCCAGGCCCGUCGUCUUCUUCCAUGGCGGUGGCGGCAGCGGUGUCACGUGGCUCAACACCCCAGACAACAGGAAGGGCUUUGUCUACAUCGUCGACCAGACCGGCGUCGGCCGCACCACCCAGACCGACCUGGCCACUUAUCCGCUGUCCUCCAGCACCUCGGCCGAGAACACCGAGAAGUCCUUCUCGGGGCCCCAGCACUUCCCAGACCUCUACCCGCAGGCCGUCCUGCACACCCAGUUCCCCGGCACCGGCCUGCGGGGCGACGUCGUCUUUGACCAGUUCCAGCGCUCCGUGCUUCCCUACUCCACAAACUCCUCUGGCGUCCAGCAGGUCAUGAGGGCCGCCGGCUGCGAGCUGCUGUCCAUCAUCGGCGGCCAGUCCUACCUCGUCUCCCACUCCGCCGGCGCCCUGUACCCCAUCCUCAUGUCCAACGACUGCGGCCACCUCAUCGCCGCCAACAUCAACCUCGAGUCGGCCACCACCCCCUUCUUCUUCCCCAGCACCGGCCCCGCCAGCGACGGCUCCCUCUCGGGCUCCUUCACCCGCGCCUGGGGCCUGUCCGACGUGCCCAUCGACUACGACCCGCCCAUCUCGGACCCCUCAGAGCUGACCCAGGUCGAGGUCGGCAACGACACCCUGGCCCACCGCUCCUGCCACCUCCAGGCCGAGCCCGCCCGCCAGCUGCCCAAGAUCAGCGCCGUCAGGUACCUGCUCGUCACCAGCGAGGCCUCGGUCCACGUCACCUACGACCACUGCACCGUCCAGUACCUGGAGCAGGUCGGCGGCUCCCCGGAGUGGAUCAAGCUGGCCGACAUCGGCAUCCACGGCAACGGCCACUUCAUGCACCUCGAGCUGAACAACCUCGAGAUCGCCGCCGUCGUGCACGACUGGAUCCGCGCUGCCGACAAGAAUGCCACCACCCUGGCCCGCAGGUGGGAGUCGUGA
Messenger RNA from Diaporthe batatas, 1203 nucleotides. RefSeq lists its product as uncharacterized. The coding region runs from base 1 to 1203 and encodes 400 amino acids. The record is from RefSeq and is a predicted model, not a curated record. The transcript is spliced from 2 exons. NCBI's taxonomy places the organism in Eukaryota, Fungi, Ascomycota, Sordariomycetes, Diaporthales, Diaporthaceae.